ACGUCGUCCAGUGCGACAGUGUGACACGCAAACGGCGCGACAGGCGCGGUGUACGGGCGGCGGUAGUCGGAGAGGGCUGCGGGCUGGGGCAGGGUGAGGGCGGAGGAGGCGGUGCUGCCAUUCCCUGCUGGUUUCCUGUAUCCCCGCUUCCUCUCGGUUUCCCAGCGCUCUCUUCAUGUGAGGAGGGGGGGAAUAAGGGCGACUUCUUUCCCUCCCCCUGGUUGCGCUCGGAGCCUCCCUCCAUUCCCCCAGGUGCUCGGACAAGAGCAGCCGGAACCGCAAUGGCGUCCAACCCGGACAGGGCGAUCAUCCUGACCGACUACCAGAAAGAAGUUGUCAACAGACGUGAUCUGUGCAAGACUGAGGAAAGAAAGGAAAGAGACCGACUCCAGUCAGAGGAGACGUCACCUGACACCAGAACCCACAUGGCUCCCGAACCCAUGGGUAUUAAUCAGAAACUAGAUUUUUCCGAUCCUCUCACACAGCCAAAUUUGGAUGAAAUAAAAGACCAGAUCAAGCGCGAAAUUAGAAAAGAACUUAAAAUUAAAGAAGGAGCCGAAAACCUGCGCAAGGUUACGACGGACAAAAAGAAUUUGGCAUAUGUGGAUAAUAUAUUAAAAAAAUCCAACAAAAAACUAGAAGAGCUCCAUAACAGCCUGCAGGAAAUAAAUGCACACAUCGUGGUGCGGGAAGCUGAGGAUCUGCCAGAUUGUCCCAAAACACCAGACACUCCAAAAAGCGACUCCGGCUCAUCUGCAAGCAAUGGAAGGCUGAAGGCUUUGCAGAAGCAGUUAGACAUUGAGCUGAAAGUGAAGCAGGGCGCCGAAAAUAUGAUUCAGACAUACUCAAAUGGGCCCUCAAAAGACAGAAAGAUGCUUGGCACUGCCCAGCAAAUGCUUCAAGACAGCAAAACAAAGAUUGAAGUCAUACGCAUGCAGAUCCUUCAAGCCAUGCAGCAGACCAAUGAAACCUCCUUUGACACUGCAAAACCUGUGAUUAGUCCUCUUGAGCUCCGAAUGGAAGAAUUGCGGCAUCAUUUUAGGAUAGAGUUUGCGGUGGCAGAAGGCGCUAAAAACGUUAUGAAGCUGCUAGGAUCUGGGAAGGUUACAGACAGGAAGGCCCUCACUGAAGCUCAGUCAAGAUUUAAUGAGUCUAGUCAGAAGCUGGACCUCCUGAAAUAUUCUCUAGAACAAAGGCUCAGUGAGCUCCCAAAAAAUCACCCGAAAAGCAGUAUCAUCAUAGAAGAGCUCUCAAUGGUUGCAUCUCCAACGCUAAGCCCACGACAAAGUAUGAUCUCUACACAGAACAAGUACAGCACACUAUCCAAGCCAGCCGCCCUAACAGGUACCCUGGAAGUCCGGCUCAUGGGCUGCCAGGACAUUCUUGAGAAUGUCCCUGGUAGGUCGAAAGCAGCUACCGCGACCCUUCCAGGGUGGAGUCCAAGCGAGGCGAGAUCCUCCUUCAUGAGCAGGACAAGUAAAACUAAAAGUGUCAGCGGUCGGAAUCUCCUGAAGACAGAUGACUUUUCCAAUGAGGUCUGUGCUGUGCUGAAGCUGGACAAUACCGUGGUUGGUCAGACCUACUGGAAACCUAUUUCUAACCAGUCAUGGGACCAGAAGUUUACACUAGAGCUGGACAGAUCCAGAGAACUUGAGAUUUCAGUAUUUUGGAAAGAUUGGAGAUCCCUGUGUGCAGUAAAGUUUCUGAGGUUAGAAGAUUUCCUGGACAAUCAACGACAUGGCAUGUGUCUUUACCUGGAGCCACAGGGCACACUCUUUGCGGAGGUGACCUUUUUCAAUCCAGUUAUUGAAAGAAGACCAAAACUUCAAAGGCAGAAGAAGAUCUUUUCCAAACAACAAGGCAAGACAUUCCUCAGAGCUCCUCAGAUGAACAUCAACAUUGCCACUUGGGGACGACUAGUGCGAAGAGCAAUCCCCACAGUUAAUCACUCUGGCACAUAUAGCCCCCAGGUGUCCAUUCCUGCUUCUGUUCCAGUUGUGGACACACGGAAUGUAGAAUUAUCUCCAGCAGUUGGUGAGUCUCCUAUAGGCAAGUUAGACUUUGAAAUAGAACCGGAACCACCUACUGCUCCACCUCGGGCAUCUUCAUUAGACCUGGAUUUGUAUCCAUCCCCAUCAGAAAUUAAGACACCAGUCAUACCAGCUCAGGACACGGGACCAAAUUGCGAAUUUACAAAUAACAGAAACAGUGUAGCUUCAAAAUCCUCAACAGACUUGACAAACGAAGGGCCGAUGACGGUGUCUGACCUGGAUUACAGUGCAAUGCAAGAAACGGAGGACAGGCGGGUGCAGCCGCGGUUUCAGUUCAGCCUCCAGGACUUCCGGUGUUGUGCGGUCUUGGGCAGAGGGCAUUUUGGAAAAGUGCUGCUGGCAGAGUACAAAAACACUAAUGAAAUGUUUGCCAUCAAAGCCUUAAAGAAAGGAGACAUUGUAUCCCGCGAUGAAGUGGACAGCCUUAUGUGUGAGAAGCGCAUUUUUGAAACUGUGAAUAGCGUGCGGCACCCGUUCUUGGUGAAUCUCUUUGCCUGCUUCCAAACAAAAGAUCACGUCUGUUUUGUGAUGGAGUACGCAGCUGGAGGAGACCUAAUGAUGCACAUCCACACCGAUGUCUUCUUGGAGCCUAGAGCUGUGUUUUAUGCAGCGUGCGUGGUUCUCGGCCUUCAGUAUUUACAUGAACACAAGAUAGUUUACCGAGAUUUGAAGUUGGACAACUUAUUACUGGAUACAGAAGGAUUCGUGAAAAUUGCUGACUUUGGUCUUUGCAAAGAAGGAAUGGGAUUUGGGGAUAGAACAAGCACUUUUUGUGGAACACCGGAGUUCCUGGCACCAGAAGUCCUCACAGAAACCUCAUACACCAGAGCGGUGGACUGGUGGGGGCUUGGAGUCCUUAUCUAUGAGAUGCUUGUUGGGGAGUCCCCCUUUCCCGGCGAUGAUGAAGAGGAAGUAUUUGACAGUAUAGUUAAUGAUGAAGUCCGAUAUCCACGGUUCUUGUCUACAGAAGCCAUUUCUAUUAUGAGAAGACUAUUGAGAAGAAAUCCUGAACGCAGGCUGGGAGCAAGUGAAAAGGAUGCAGAAGAUGUGAAGAAGCACGCGUUCUUUAGGCAUAUAGACUGGCAGGCCUUGUUGGCAAAGAAAGUGAAGCCCCCUUUUGUACCCACAAUCAAAGGGCGGGAAGACGUGAGCAAUUUUGAUGAUGAAUUUACCUCAGAAGCCCCCAUUUUAACCCCUCCCCGGGAGCCAAGGUUACUGACGGAGGGCGAGCAGGAAGCUUUCAGAGAUUUUGACUAUAUUGCAGAUUGGUGUUGAGAGGGAGGACACUGUGAAACUGGAGAGAACUGGCUGACAAGAUGACUGCAGAAAAGCAGAAACCGUCUUCACCGCUUUGUGCCAUCUUCAGUUCCCCGAUUUUAUUUUAUUUUUUAAAACACAUGAAGAUUCUUUUAAAGUAACUUUUCAUUUUAUAUAUGUAUGAACUCUGUAGAAGAGCGGCCACUUCCAAACAUAUGCCCGUAUUAUUUUUAUAAUUGAGCACUGGAACGCAACUUUACAACUGGCCCACUGAACGCAAGGAUUCGGGGCUGGUAGUCUGUUCUCCAUGUUGACUUUCUACCCGCGGAUACCGGAAUCGUGGUUUAGAAACGAUGCUUUACUGAUCCUCACCGCUAACGAUGUUGAGGAGCAUGUGACCCUAGCUAAGACGGCUCAUGCGUUUUUUUUUUUUUUUUUUUUUCAGAUAAACAGAACACUGUUAAAUUUGUACUUUUUUUUUUCUAUGGCUUUCUAAUCAGAAGAACCGUCUGUAUGAUUAGGAGUGUUGGUAAUAGAGAACACUAAAGCUCUUGAUGCCGGAGCUCUUUCAAAGCACGUGCAGUAAAGUCAAUCAAUAAUGUGAGCUCAAUGGGAGGAACGUCUCAGUCCGGACUAUUGGUCAGUUCAGUUCCGAGGACGGAAAUCGCUUUGGUGUUUGCUCGAAAUAAGGGCCCUUUCCUAUUUAUAUCCAAUGCACCGCUGUCUGAAGCUGGUGCAUCUUCUGCAACAGGGAUUCUGGGUGAAACACGGUGCAAUCCGUAAAUGUCUGCUAUGAAGGUCUUCAGUUUUUUAAGAUCAGCUAAAGCAUCCUGUCCUAAAGCUGUCGGCCUUUUAAUACUAUCAUAAUCCUUCUGGUGCCUUCAUGAGUCACGGCUAUUGAUUCCAUAGCCAGGUCUGUUAUCUGCUCUGCAUUGCACCCAUCACUACUCAUCUGGCUGGGCCUCCUAGUUAACUCCAUAAAUCUUGUGUGUCGUCUUUGUCAUCCUUUUGCUUUCAGCAAGGGAUAUCUUGUCCAGUAACGCGUAUUCCACCGUCUUGAUUUAGUAUUGCCUUAACUUUCUUAGACAACUGCGAGCUUCCAGCUGAGACUCACACGAAGCAUACCAAAGUCACUUGCCAAAUACUUUGCAUUGCAACUUUUCCAUCUUAGAUGCCACGUAGCUCAAUGAUGGCGUUCUGGCUCCUGUGCCAAUGACUUCAUUCAUUGAGAGAGGCAAGGGACUCACGAGGGAAGUUGCAAGCAAUUGUCUCUCUCUGGGACUGGAGUGUUUGUACUGACGUUGCAUUGCACCCAGUAAGGCCGGGUUCACAUCACCGUUUAGUUUUCCGUUCCUCUGAUCCGUCAGAAGAACAGAAAAAAGAAAUAUAUGGAUCCUUUAAUUUAAAGGCGUUGUCCCAUCAUAGACAAUGCGUGCAUAUCCCCCAUUGUCUGAUAGGUUCUGGGACCCGCACCUACGGGGAGAACGGUGGCUGGAGGACCCCAGGUUCAGGCCACUGCCAAUCGCUGUCCCCACACUGCGCUUGCGCAGCCACCGCUCCCAUUAAUUUCUAUGGGGCUAAGGGAAAGAGCUUUUUUUCGGCAGCUUCAUAGAAAUGAAUGGAGGGCGGCUGCGCAGUGCACCCUCAACCAC
This is a messenger RNA of Bufo bufo (common toad), 4960 nucleotides long. RefSeq names its product protein kinase N2 (gene PKN2). The record is from RefSeq and is a predicted model, not a curated record. The transcript is spliced from 23 exons. Gene Ontology annotation, biological process: protein phosphorylation; signal transduction. Bases 282 to 3326 code for a protein of 1014 amino acids. Gene Ontology annotation, molecular function: ATP binding; protein serine/threonine kinase activity; small GTPase binding. NCBI's taxonomy places the organism in Eukaryota, Metazoa, Chordata, Amphibia, Anura, Bufonidae.